Molecule: messenger RNA, 3108 nt
Organism: Heterobilharzia americana
Lineage: Eukaryota; Metazoa; Platyhelminthes; Trematoda; Strigeidida; Schistosomatidae
Source: the annotation of a GenBank genome assembly
AUGUCUCCGACUCCUCCAUCUAAACGACAAAAGAUACUGUCCUCUGUAGAAAAUAACAACAAUAACAAUUUUCAUACAAUUGCUAGUGUAAACUUAUCAAACGGGAUGGAAGCCAAUGGAGAAAUUUCUGAUCUGGAUGAAAGUCUUUAUAGUCGUCAGCUUUAUGUUUUUGGGACUGAAGGCAUGCGCCGAAUGGCGACUACUGACAUUCUGGUUGUUGGCCUAGAAGGACUUGGACUUGAAGUAGCCAAAAAUAUAACCUUGGCUGGGGUUAGGUCUGUGACGCUAUAUGAUAACACCCCGAUGUGUUUGUCUGACCUUUCUACUCAUUACUUCGCGAGCAUUGGUGAUAUUGGCCAUCCUCGCGCUGAAGUUUGUAAGAAUAAGUUGGGUGAAUUAAAUAAUCAUGUGUCUGUUCACGUCGUGAACAAAUCGAAACUAGGUCCUGACGACCUAAAAAAAUUUAGUGUGGUAGUAUUAACUCAGGCAUCUGAAGAUCUGUGUGUAGAGUACGGGGAUAUAUGUCGAAGUUAUGGUGUCAAAUUCAUUGUUGUAUCAACCUGUGGCCUGUUUGGUAAAGUGUUCUGUGACUUUGGAGCCGAAUUUGUUGUGCAUGAUCCAACUGGUGAAGAUCCACCCUCAACAAUGAUUCAACAAAUAGAGCAGAGCAAAAAAGGGAUUGUAACUUGUUUGGAAGAGACUCGUCAUGGAUUUCAGGAUGGUAACUAUGUCACAUUUUCCGAAGUAAAAGGCAUGGUUGAGCUAAAUGGUUGUGAGCCUAGAAGAAUCACUGUUGUAGGACCUGAUGCAUUCUCCAUUGGGGAUACAUCAAAUUUAAGUCCUUACAUUGCUGGUGGCAUUUGUACGCUUGUUAAAAUGCCACUGAAGCUCAAAUUUAAACCUUAUCGAACAGCCUUCUCCUCUCCAGCUUUUAUGACAACAGAUUUCGUGAAAACCGAACGUCCUGCUCAGAUUCAUCUUUUUUUCAAGGCUCUUAGCGAGUUUAAAAAUCAAAAGAAAUCUCUUCCCAGACCAUGGUGCAAGGAAGAUGCACGUGCAUUCUUGGAAUUUGUUGAGAAAGUGAAUGAAGCGAUGAAAGGUACAGAUGCUGCAGUUUCAUCAAUUGAUGAGAACCUCGCAAUGCUCUUUGCAUGCAUCUGCUCAGGCCAAUGUUCUCCUAUUCAAUCAGUUAUAGGUAGUUUUGCUGCACAAGAAGUUAUGAAAGCUUGCAGUGGAAAGUUUACACCACUUCAACAAUGGGCCUAUUUCGAUGCAAUGGAGUGUCUACCUGAAGGUUCAUUUCAAGAUUUAUUAGUUUCAGAGGAUGACGCAAAGCCGAUUGGAUCGCGUUAUGAUAGUCAAAUUGCUAUUUUCGGCCAUGCUUUCCAGGAGAAAGUAAAGCAACUGAAAUACUUUAUCGUUGGUUCAGGUGCAAUUGGGUGUGAGUUACUAAAGAACUUCGCCUUAAUCGGAGUCGGGGCGGGACCAUCGGGAAAAGUUAUUGUUACUGAUAUGGAUCUCAUCGAAAGAUCAAACCUAAACCGACAAUUUUUGUUUCGCCCAUGGGACAUCCAUAAAAUGAAGUCCGUUGUUGCUUCAACAGCCGUCAAAACCAUAAAUCCAGAGUUCAAUAUUGAAGCUCAUGAAAAUCGUGUUGGACCAGAAACGGAGAACGUAUAUGAUGAUUCAUUUUUCGAAAGUUUAGAUGGUAUUGCAAAUGCGUUAGACAAUGUUGAAGCACGCACUUAUGUUGAUCGUCGUUGUGUCUAUUACCGCAAAAUCUUACUCAUCCUCUCAGGAUCCCCAGAAAAAUCAUUCCCUGCCUGUACUCUGAAAAAUUUCCCAUAUCUUAUUGAACAUACUCUUCAAUGGGCACGCGAUUUAUUCGAAGGUUUGUUUGUUCAUCAAUCACAAGCUAUGAGCUCAUUCUUACAGGACCCUUCAGGAUUUUUGGAAAGAACAUUGACAACUCAAGGAAAUCAACCCUUAGAAAUCCUGGAAACUUUGAAAACUAAUUUGAUGGAUAAACGACCAAAUAAUUUUGAGGACUGUGUUACGUGGGCCAGAUUAAUAUGGCAGGAUUUAUUUUCAAACACAAUCGCACAACUUUUGUUCAAUUUCCCUCGUGAUCAUGUUACCUCCACUGGUGCUGAUUUCUGGUCAGGAACCAAAAGGUGCCCGCAUCCAUUGGAGUUCGAUGUCCAAAAUGCAACACAUUUGGAGUUUAUUUUGGCGGCUUCAAACCUCCGAGCAGAAUGCUAUAGUAUACCGCAAUGCCGAAACGUUGCCAAGAUCUCGGAGAUUGUUCAGAAUGUGACUGUUCCUCCCUUCGUACCUCGUUCAGGUGUGCGGAUUGAAGUGACCGAAGCCGAGGCGCAAGCCAGAGCAGCUGCACCGAUGGCUGAUGCAUCCCGGCUUGAAAAUCUUCAAAAGGCAUUACGCAAUUUCAGUGAUACUCAGAAACUGCAUGUCAACGUGAUUGAAUUCGAAAAAGAUGAUGAUGCUAACUUUCAUAUGGAUUUCAUCACAUCAGCAAGCAAUUUAAGGGCUGAUAAUUAUGAGAUUCCUCAAGCUGAUCGACUCAAAAGUAAACUGAUCGCUGGUAAAAUUAUUCCCGCUAUAGCUACCACAACUAGUUUAGUGGCUGGCUUAGUGUGUUUGGAAUUGUUUAAGAUCGUUCAAGGUCAUAAGAAACUUGAACGAUUCAAAAAUGCUUACGUUGAUCUGGCAUCACCAUUCACCUCUUUCUAUGAACCGGUACCACCUGCGAAGUCGAAAUACUAUGAUACAGAAUUUUCAUUAUGGGAUCGAUUUGAACUUUCUGGUCCAAUGACUUUACAAGGUUUAGUUGACUACUUCAAGAAUAAUUUAAAGUUGAAUGUGACAAUGUUAUCCCAAGAUGUGUCGAUGCUUUAUGCCUUCUUCAUGCCGGAGGCAAGGCGAAAGGAACGUUUAGUCAUGUCAUUGAAACAGCUUGUGGAAACAGUUAGCAAACGUCAAAUCCCUCCACAUGUCAAGGCAUUAGUUUUCGAUGUCUGCUGUAGUGAUAUGAAUGAUGAAGAUGUUGAUGUACCGUAUAUUCGCUAUGUACUUGAGCCAACCAAAUAA